Molecule: messenger RNA, 3721 nt
Organism: Haplochromis burtoni (Burton's mouthbrooder)
Lineage: Eukaryota; Metazoa; Chordata; Actinopteri; Cichliformes; Cichlidae
Gene: efna3a
Product: ephrin-A3a
Exons: 5
Coding region: 584-1258 (224 amino acids)
Biological process (GO): axon guidance; ephrin receptor signaling pathway
Cellular component (GO): plasma membrane
Molecular function (GO): ephrin receptor binding
Source: RefSeq, a predicted model, not a curated record
CACAUCUCAGCCGUCAGAGGGCGGGUUUGUAGCGUUGUGUUCGCAGCGUGUGGCUGCUGCUGCUACUGCUGCUGAUGAAAGAAGCGGCAGGUCACCUACAGCUACACAAAUCUCAACAGCAGAGGUCCAGCGCCUUGGAUGCGACUCUAAAGCGCGUCGAGAACAAUAAGCACCGACUUACAGCUGUUAGUUUUGAAUGUGGUAGACUGUCUUGCCGUUUAUCUACCUGCACUGCUCCUUUCUAGUGAAAGAACUGGGAAAACAAAACAAAAGGUGUGACUUGAAAAAGUGCCCAGCGGGCACGCGUCAGAAGUCCGGAUAGAUUUGGCACAAGUAAAGAUGCCCAAAUAGGUUUCGUCGCAAUGGGAUUUGAGUUGAAGAACACGUAACCACUUACAAGUCACCCCGAUUCAACCCGUUGUUAAGGUAACUGGAACUUGAAAAGGCGUAUUUUCUUUCUCUUUUCGUCUUCUUCUUCUUCUUGACCGCUGGGAUGUUGUGAGUGACGCGUCGCCUGGGACAGAAGGAGCGGGGACGCAGAAGGAAGAGGGGGCACCAGAACUGGCUGAGCAGCGGAGGGAUUAUGGCUCUCGCAACGUUUUCCCUCAGCCUCAUCACGCUGGCGCUUACAAACUUGCACCUUUCGAGAGCCAGCAAUCGGCAUGCGGUGUACUGGAACAGUUCAAACCUGCUCCUCCGAAGGGAGGGAUACACGGUGCAAGUCAGUGUCAACGACUACCUGGACAUCUACUGCCCGCACUACAACACCAGUCAGCGUGGGACGCUAGAGCGUGUCGUAGCAGAGCAGUACAUCCUCUACAUGGUCGACUACCACGGCUAUCGCACCUGCAACACCCAGAAGGGCUCCAAGCGUUGGGAGUGCAACCGGCCCCAUGCGCCCCAUGCGCCCAUCAAAUUCUCAGAGAAGUUCCAGCGUUACAGCGCCUUCUCCCUGGGCUACGAGUUCAACGUGGGCAAGGAGUACUACUACAUCUCCACGCCCACGCACCACCACCACGGUCACAGCUGCCUGAGACUGAGAGUAUUCGUCUGCUGCUCCACUGUCUCCCAGGCAGACGAGGACUCCAUUCAGACUCCCGAUUACACAGUCAGGCCAAACAUCAAAAUACACAACAUUGAUGAAUUUAACCCUGAAGUCCCGAAGCUGGAGAAGAGCGUCAGUGGCAGCAGCCCCUCACGUGACCGCCUUCUUCUCACCGUGGCAAUGCUGCUCGUGUCUGCCGUCCUUUUGUCCUAGCAACAGUCGCCGAGUGGCACUUCAUGCAUAGCUGGACCCGCCUUUUGCAAAGGGCUUUGUAUCCACCAAGUUUGUGAUUACGUGAAAUCUGACAGAAACACACAGAGUCAAGGUGCAACUGAAGCGCAAUCAAAAGGACACAGACAAAAAAAACACGACAAAAAACAACAAAAAAAAUCCAACAAAAACAAACUUUAACUUAGCUUAAUGGACUUUAAAAAAAGAGGCCUUUUUUGCUGUCAUAUUUACACCAGUGUAUUUUGACACUCCAUGUGCUCCAUAGUGUAGGGGUUUACACAUUCACCUAACAAGCGAAAGAUUCCCAGUUGCAUCCCAGGAGGAGACGCAAAUCCCUUCGGGGUUGUGUCAGGAAGAGCAUCCGGCGUAAAAAUCUGCCAAAUCAAUUAUGCGGAGCUACCGGCUGUGGCCUUAUCCCUUGUGAAAAAGGGAGCGGCCGAAAGUAGCUUCUUACAUGUUGCUGGAUAUCAUUAUCACACCACUACCACCUUUAUUGCGGGUGUUGAGACCAAAACAACACUCAGAGUCCGACUUCUGCGCUGCUCCGAAGCCUGAUGAGAGUAAGAAAACUGACUUGUAAUAACUUGGGUGCAGACUACACGCUCUUAUUGUAGCAUGGAUAUCAAAUCACCGGAGGAAUUUAAGCUGCUUUCUCUUCAACUUUGAGCUUUGAAGAAGAUUGGAAACCUGGACUCCGCAGCGGCUUUUUAGUCCUUGGACCACAGGCCCAGUCUGAUGAUGCAUUAAACCCAACUUUGAUGUAGUAAUGAGCAAGAUGGACUCUGGAUCUGUACUGAUCUUACCCAGACUAUCAGGACAUAAUCAGUCGUGAUGAGAACUCCUGCUGUUGCGCUGGACAUUGAAGAAUGUUUUAACACUGAUGUGAGGAAGCUGGUGGUAAUAACAGUCCAAGAAAGGGGAAAGACUUUGUGAUAUAUCCACGAGCCUUUCAAAAAUCCAUUUUCACCAGACAUCAAAAAAAUACCCCUAGCUUUGUGAUAGGUACAGAUGCAAAGCCUGCAUUUCUUAGAAGGUAGGAAGUGCCCUCUUAGAACUAGUCUUUUGUCUGCAUUUCCUGCCUUCACACUGUAACAACCCUAGAAAAGUACAGACCCUGGACUAGUAAUUUGAUGGCACUUAGACGUGGUAGAUGUGGUAGAUGUGUGUUUUGUUCUGACGCAUUUACCUUCAGCACUUGGCGUAGAUUUUCCGGAUGUCAAACCUUCGCUGCAAUCAGCACAGUCAUUCAGAACGUCACUAAUUUACAGUUCUUUUAAAAAAAAAAGAAAAAAAAAAGAAACUCUCACAGCAGCAAGUCCCCUUUUAAUCCCAGACAACCCUGUCUGUUCCUUUUUCCACAGCCAAUCAGUGCUGAUGACCAUUAACAGCAGUCACAGUCACCCUGGAAACAACCCCAUACAGUCGCCAAAGUGCGGCAGGUGCCUGAGGAGAAACUGUGCUUUGAGUCUCAAAGUAACGCUGCCGCCAUUUUGUUAAAAAAAUAUAUAUAUAAAGACGUUAAAAAAAAAACACUUGUGAAUGUGCAAAUAAAGAGAAGUUCACUUUUUUAUAUUGUAAUACAGGACAGCGUAGGCUUAAUCAGAUUACAAUGUAUGCUUUUUUUAUUUAUUUAAUUUUUCAAACGUAUUUAUUUUAUCAUUAAACUAUUUAUUUACCUAAUUUAUUAGCGUGCAUUUGUAGGCCUUUGCUUAAUAAGCUAUCGUGCCAUUUUUUUUUAAAUUCUUAUUCUUUUUUUCUAUUAUUACAGUGAAUUUUUUACUGCAGCAUUUUUGCUUGUGUAGAUAAAUCGAUGUAACUCAGCCUGACACAAAGAGAAGGUUAUUGUUCAUGACUAAUCAGUAGGGACGUACGCGCAGUAACCCCACUCUCAUGUAACGGAUACUGCUUACCAGAUUUCGUUGCUGAAGAGCAUGUCAUAAACCAACUGUGAAUGCAGUGGCAGGCCAUGCCGAUUGAGGGGCAGCAUCUCAAAGUGUUGCGCUUGCGAAAUGAGGGAUGCGUGCGUCGUAAUGUAUAUUUAUAAUACAUGCCGGUUGUGGAAUGUGCGUGUGAGUUUGUGUGUGUGCGUGCGCGUGAGAGCGAGCAGGGUGAGAAAAAAAAACAAAACGAAACAAGCAUAUGUGUGCACAUUUGUGCGUAUGUAUGUAGAAUGUGUUUGUCCGCGCUUUUCAAGUAUGUGGCAUUUAGGAAUUUCGUACUCAUAAAGGAGUCAUUUGUAGGAUCUGAAUAUGCAAGUGCGUACGAGAGAAUGUGCUCUUCUGUAAUGUUAGUUUAUGUUAUGGGGUUUGGGACGUGGGCGAAAAGCAUUUACCGAUGUUGAAGACAAGCACACGAAAUGUGUUUGCCUUUGACGAGAAUGAUUAAACAACUGUAAAUUGAACCAAGAAUGAUUAAAACAAUGCCAAUUAAAACCUUUUUUGCAAA